AUGGCUCGUAAAUUACACUACUUCAACGUAAAUGGGCUGGCUGAGCCAAUCAGAUACAUCUUGCACUACGCUGGACAGAAAUUCGAAGAUGUCCAGUACGAUUUUAAGAAGUGGCCCAUUCAGACCGUCAAGGAUUCCCUUCCAUACGGACAGCUCCCUAUGUAUGAAGAGGGUGGUAAAACCUUAAACCAAUCCUUGGCUAUUGCCCGCUACAUAGCCGUGCAGGCCAACCUUCUCCCUGCUGAUGUAUGGGAACAGGCUGAGCUUGACGCAGUUGUCUUCAACAUUUACGACUUUUGGUCGAAGGUCGUAGUUUUCAUUAAGGAAACUGACCCUGUCAAGAAGGCCGCCUUCAAGAAGGAAAUUCUAGAAGAAUUCAUCAAUUUCUUCUUCAACCGCUUCGAGAAGGAACUGAAGAAGAACAACGGUUACUUCGGCAAAAAGUUGAGCUGGGCUGACUUCGUCUUUGUGGGCAUCGUUGAGGCUACCAACCUAUUCUUAGGAAUUGAAGUUCAGAAGCAAUUCCCCACGGUUAACGCUUUGGUCACCAAAGUACGAUCUCUACCUGGUGUCAAGGAAUACAUUGCAAAGAGAACGCCCUACCAAGUCUAA
Messenger RNA from Leptosia nina, 612 nucleotides. Lineage: Eukaryota; Metazoa; Arthropoda; Insecta; Lepidoptera; Pieridae. The record is from the annotation of a GenBank genome assembly.